Molecule: messenger RNA, 502 nt
Organism: Chrysoperla carnea
Lineage: Eukaryota; Metazoa; Arthropoda; Insecta; Neuroptera; Chrysopidae
Gene: Rpb11
Product: DNA-directed RNA polymerase II subunit RPB11
Exons: 4
Coding region: 126-479 (117 amino acids)
Biological process (GO): transcription by RNA polymerase II
Cellular component (GO): RNA polymerase II, core complex
Molecular function (GO): protein dimerization activity; DNA binding
Source: RefSeq, a predicted model, not a curated record
AUGAAUGUAGUUCAGUCGCCGACCGUCAUUCUACUUGUCAAAACUUACUUUAAGGAACCGACAAGAAACAAUAUUUUGUAACGAUUUAAUUGAAUUUACGGUGAUAGAAAGAAAAAUUGUGAAAAAUGAAUGCACCACCGACCUUCGAAUCAUUUCUUCUAUACGAAGGAGAGAAGAAGAUUAUCAAAGAACAAGAUACAAAAGUUCCAAACGCUGCUAUAUUUACUGUAAACAAAGAAGAUCAUACUCUAGGAAAUAUGAUUAGAAAUCAAUUGUUGAAAGAUCCAAAUGUAUUGUUUGCUGGAUAUAAAUUGCCACAUCCUUUGGAGCAUAAAUUCGUUUUAAGAAUCCAAACGACAUCUGAAUAUACACCACAAGAUGCUUUCAUGCAAGCAAUUACUGAUUUAAUUGCUGAGCUAUCUUUGUUUAGAGAACGAUUCAAGGAUGCAAUCAAAGAAAAGAAAGAAGGAUUAGAUUAAAAGAGUAAAUUCAACAACACAAA